Molecule: messenger RNA, 590 nt
Organism: Podarcis muralis (Common wall lizard)
Lineage: Eukaryota; Metazoa; Chordata; Lepidosauria; Squamata; Lacertidae
Source: RefSeq, a predicted model, not a curated record
CUCCCUGCUCGUCUUGGGAGGCUCCUCCGGAUGGAGAGGUCGGUGCGCUCGAGAGGGAUUCUGCGCGCAGGGCGAGGGGAUUUCCUUUCCCCCUACUCAGAAGCAAGCGAUAGAAAAGACAGAACAAUCUGUACUUUCAUUAGUAAUCACAAAUAAACCAUUUAAAUUGUGGAAUGUAUAAUGCGAUUCAGUUAGUGAAAACGCUUAGUUCACGUCAAUGAAGUGAAACAGUGGAGACACCAUUUGAAGGCAUGGAUUGUGGAAAGAACUUCAGUGGGAGCGGAGCCCUUAGAAAACAUCAGCGAACUCACACAGGAGAGAAACCAUUUAAAUGUCUGGAGUGUGGAAAGAGCUUCAGUGAUAGCAGAAAACUAAGAAUCCAUGAAAGGAUUCACACAGGGGAGAAACCAUUUAAAUGCAUGGAGUGUGGAAAGAGCUUCACAGACAGUGGAACACUUAGAAGACACCAUCAAACUCACACAGGGGAGAAACCAUUUAAAUGCAUGGAGUGUGGAAAGAGCUUCAGGGAUAGGGAAAAGCUUACUGUACAUCAACGAAAUCACACCGGGACAAACCAUUCAGAUGUGUGA